AUGGAUAGUUUUGCGCAGGAGGAAGAUUAUAUUAAAUUUGAUUUUAGUGAUAAUGAACUAUGGAAAAAGAUUGAAAAAGAAUCAUUCGAACCUUCUAAUCCUAGAAAAGGUUUUUUUCAAAAAACAGCGGCAAAAAUGGAAAAUUUUUUUAAAAGAAAACGCUUGGAAAAUGAUACACUUGCUAAUAAACGAUUUCGACGUGAAAUAGAAGCACCAUGGGCAAAAGACUACUCAGAAGAGACGAGUGUUUCUCGUAUUCUUCAUCGUGAAAUAUUGGAUUUUGCGGACUUUAUUUCACCUACCAAAGAAGAACAUUUCGCUCGAGAACUCGUUAUUCAGAGAAUAAAUUCCCUUAUUCAAAAACAUUGGAAAAAUGUGCAGCUUUGUGUAUUUGGUUCAUUUGAUACUAUGUUAUAUCUACCUACAAGUGACAUUGACCUUGUUAUUCUCUCUUCAGGUUCUAGGAUUUAUGAAACUAAAAAAGAUUUGCAUAAGCUUUCCCGUUAUUUACGUAGUUCGAAUGUUGCAAAAGACAUUCAAGUUAUUACUGGUGCCACCGUGCCUAUUAUUAAAUAUAUUGAUACCUUAACGCAGAUUCAUGUUGAUAUUUCAUUUAAUAAACCAGGAGGCCUAAUAUCAGCAAAUAUUAUAAAACAGUAUAUGAAGGAUCAUUAUGCAUUAAAACCCCUUGUUAUGUUUAUAAAGCAUUUUCUCAAUAUGAGAGGUCUUAAUGAAGUGUUUUUAGGGGGGUUAGGAAGCUAUUCCAUUAUUUGUCUUGUUAUAAGUUUUUUACAAAGACAUCCAAAACUUCUCUCAAAAGAAAUUAAAGAGCAGGACAACCUUGGUGUUCUUCUUAUGGAAUUCUUCGAGCUUUAUGGGAAAUUAUUUAAUUAUAACGAAGUUGGUAUUUGCAUUGAUAAUGGAGGAAAAUAUUUUUCAAAGAGAUCAAGAGGAUGGUCUAAAUCCAAUCAGCCAUUUCUUCUUUCUAUUCAGGACCCUGCAGAUCCAGAAAACGAUAUUGCUAAAUCGUCUCGUUGUAUUCUUAAAAUUAAAGCUACUUUAGGUGGUGCUUUUGACCUUUUAGCUUCUAGACUUUAUCACGUUAAUAAAACUAUAAGACCAAAGUUACAUUAUAAACGUAAAAAACGGGAUAUAUAUAUAGAUAGUAUUUUGAGCGCUAUUGUUUCUAUAGAUACUGAUAUUAUUGAGCAUCGUCAAAUGUUAAAACAAAUAUAUGCUGAAAAUGAAAAACGGAAUUAAAAUGAUUUUGAAAUUCAAAUUUAUAUAAAAAUAUGCAUGAUAUUUCUUUAUAUCUUCAUAUAAAUAUGUCGGAUGUUUA
Molecule: messenger RNA, 1339 nt
Organism: Pneumocystis murina B123
Lineage: Eukaryota; Fungi; Ascomycota; Pneumocystomycetes; Pneumocystales; Pneumocystaceae
Exons: 4
Coding region: 1-1260 (419 amino acids)
Biological process (GO): RNA 3'-end processing
Cellular component (GO): TRAMP complex; nucleolus
Molecular function (GO): poly(A) RNA polymerase activity; mRNA binding
Source: RefSeq, a predicted model, not a curated record